Messenger RNA from Exaiptasia diaphana, 405 nucleotides. RefSeq names its product 6-pyruvoyl tetrahydrobiopterin synthase-like. NCBI's taxonomy places the organism in Eukaryota, Metazoa, Cnidaria, Anthozoa, Actiniaria, Aiptasiidae. The transcript has a single exon. The record is from RefSeq and is a predicted model, not a curated record. Gene Ontology annotation, cellular component: mitochondrion. Bases 1 to 405 code for a protein of 134 amino acids.
AUGAAAGUAUGCCGCCGGGAAACAUUUAAUGCCGCUCACCGAUUGUUUCGGGAAGAUUGGAGCGACGAAAAAAACUUAGAAGUUUUUGGAAAAUGCAGUUAUCCCAACUUUCAUGGACACAACUACGCAUUGGAAGUAUGGGUAGAUGGUCCCGUUGAUCCUGAAACAGGAUUUGUGAUCGAUUUGAAGGUCUUGAAGACAAUCAUUCAUGAGAAAAUCGUUGAUCGAUUCGAUCAUCAGAACCUGAACCUUGAUUGCCCUGAAUUUAAAGGCAUCAAUCCAACAACGGAGAACAUUGCUAUCGUGAUCUGGAACAUUCUUCGUCGAGAACUAAGCGAUACGUUUAAAAUCGAAGUUCACCUCCAGGAGACUGAGAAAAACAAAGUGGUCUACACCGGAAGUUAA